Messenger RNA from Saimiri boliviensis boliviensis (Bolivian squirrel monkey), 648 nucleotides. NCBI's taxonomy places the organism in Eukaryota, Metazoa, Chordata, Mammalia, Primates, Cebidae. The record is from RefSeq and is a predicted model, not a curated record.
AUGGCGGGACCGGAAGCGGAAGCGGGUCUGUGCACCGCCUCUCCCACCGGCCGGAAGAGCCGUGGCAGCUCCGGCGGGGAUCCCGAGGCGGCGCUGGUGUCGGCUCCCGGCACGCUGCCCGCCAGCAUCGCCACGGAGAGCAAGACCAGCCCUGCGGGGACACCAGGGGGGCCUGAGGCUGGAGCAGCUGCUGGGGGCACGCGACUGUUGGCGGCGCGGGCCGGGGCGCCCCUGGAGGCGGCCAUGUUGAACGGGGUUUCCGUACUGCCCAGCGCGGCCUCCGGAGACGGGAAGCCCUUGGUGUCCAGCGCGCCUCUGGUGGACUUCUUGAUGCAGCUGGAGGGUUACACGCCUACCAGCCCAGAUGCAGUGGCUGGUUACCACCUGAACUGUGCCGGCUUUGACGCCUCAGACCGACGCGGACUUCGGCUCGUCUCCCUAGCCACCCAGAAAUUGAUCUCAGAUAUUGCCAGGGAUGCCCUACAGCACUGCAAGAUGAAGGGCACAGGCCCCGGCAGCUCCCGGAGCAAGCGCAGGGACCAAAAACACACUUCGACCCUGGAGGACCUGAGCCCCCCGACCUAAAUGUACUUGUCUGUCCCCCUGUCCCCACACCAGCCUGUUUUCAUAAUAAACUUUAUUGUGACA